Glycine soja is the source of this 2318-nucleotide messenger RNA. RefSeq names its product probable mediator of RNA polymerase II transcription subunit 37c. Lineage: Eukaryota; Viridiplantae; Streptophyta; Magnoliopsida; Fabales; Fabaceae. Gene Ontology annotation, molecular function: heat shock protein binding; ATP binding; ATP-dependent protein folding chaperone. Gene Ontology annotation, biological process: cellular response to unfolded protein; protein refolding. The record is from RefSeq and is a predicted model, not a curated record. Gene Ontology annotation, cellular component: cytoplasm. The coding region runs from base 269 to 2131 and encodes 620 amino acids. The transcript has 4 exons.
UGUAGUUUUCUAUAUUUUCGUCGCACCGGGCACUGGGCACCCUCUCACGCUUGCGUAUUUCUCGUUGCUUGUCUGGUUUACUUCUGUAGCACGAUCAACAGCCAUUGACACCGAAAGAGCGAUCGAGAGUUGUUUCUGGGUUUUUAUUUCCAUUUCACCAUUCCUUUCAAGAUAAAACACAGCUUUCAUUUUGAUCCUCCAAAGAGUGCGGGAUUGAGAAGGAAAAAGGACCCAUAGAUAGAUUCGGUUAUUCCAUUAAUUUAAGAUCAUGGCCAGAGAAUACGAGGGAUGUGCAGUGGGAAUUGACCUUGGCACAACUUACUCGUGUGUUGCAGUGUGGCUGGAGCAGCACUGUCGAGUGGAGAUCAUCCACAAUGACCAAGGCAACAAUACCACCCCUUCUUGUGUUGCUUUCACAGACCAUCAAAGGUUGAUUGGUGAAGCUGCUAAAAACCAGGCUGCUACCAACCCAGAGAACACUGUGUUUGAUGCUAAGAGGUUGAUUGGUAGGAAAUUUAGUGACCCUGUUAUUCAAAAAGAUAAAAUGUUGUGGCCGUUCAAGAUUGUUGCUGGUAUUAAUGACAAACCCAUGAUUUCCCUUAAUUACAAGGGCCAGGAGAAACACCUUUUAGCCGAGGAAGUAUCAUCUAUGGUCCUCACAAAGAUGCGGGAGAUUGCAGAGGCAUAUUUGGAAACACCUGUAAAAAAUGCAGUGGUUACUGUGCCUGCUUAUUUCAAUGACUCACAACGUAAAGCCACCAUAGAUGCUGGUUCUAUUGCAGGCCUGAAUGUUAUGCGGAUAAUCAAUGAACCUACUGCUGCAGCUAUUGCAUAUGGGCUUGACAAGAGAACUAAUUGUGUUGGAGAGCGAAGCAUCUUCAUCUUUGACCUUGGUGGUGGUACUUUUGACGUGUCUCUCCUCAUAAUUAAGGAUAAGGUCUUCCGAGUUAAGGCCACUGCAGGAAACACUCACCUUGGAGGGGAGGACUUUGACAACAGAAUGGUGAACUACUUUGUACAAGAGUUCAAGAGGAAGAACAAAGUUGACAUUAGUGGGAAUGCAAGAGCCCUAAGGAGGUUGAGAAGUGCAUGCGAGAGGGCAAAAAGGAUACUCUCGUAUGCAGUGACUACCAACAUUGAGGUAGAUGCUUUAUUCCAGGGCAUUGACUUUUGCUCCUCAAUCACCCGUGCAAAAUUUGAGGAAAUCAAUAUGGAGCUCUUUGAAGAGUGUAUGGAAACAGUAGAUAGGUGUCUUUCUGAUGCCAACAUGGACAAGAGCAGUGUACAUGAUGUUGUCCUUGUUGGUGGUUCUUCUAGGAUUCCAAAAGUGCAGGAGCUAUUGCAGGACUUCUUCAAUGGGAAGAUUCUGUGCAAGAGCAUCAACCCUGACGAGGCUGUUGCUUAUGGUGCAGCUGUGCAGGCUGCUUUGUUGAGUAAAGGCAUUGUGAAUGUUCCAGACUUGGUCCUGUUGGAUAUUACACCUCUGUCUCUUGGUAUAUCGCUAAAAGGAGAUCUCAUGAGUGUGGUGAUUCCUAGAAAUACUACCAUUCCUGUAAAGACGACAGAAACAUACUCUACAGCUGUAGAUAACCAAUCUGCUGUCCUGAUUGAGGUUUAUGAGGGUGAGAGAACAAGAGCCAGUGAUAACAAUUUGCUGGGUUUUUUUAGGCUUUCUGGCAUUCCUCCUGUUCCUCGUAACCAUCUUGUGUAUAUUUGCUUUGCCAUAGAUGAAAAUGGUAUUCUAUCUGUUUCUGCCGAGGAAAAAAGCACUGGCAAUAAGAAUGAGAUUACCAUAACCAAUGACAAAGAAAGGUUAUCAACCAAAGAAAUUAAAAGAAUGAUUCAAGAAGCUGAGUAUUACCAGGCUGAAGAUAAGAAAUUCCUUAGGAAGGCCAAAGCAAUGAAUGAUUUGGAUUGUUACGUUUACAAGAUCAAGAAUGCUUUAAAGCAAAAGGAUAUCAGCUCAAAGCUUUGCUCAAAAGAAAAGGAGGAUGUUAGUUCUGCAAUUACAAGAGCUACAGAUUUGCUUGAAGGUAAUAACCAGCAGGAUGACAUAGCUGUGUUUGAGGAUAAUCUGAAAGAGCUUGAGAGCAUCAUUGAACGCAUGAAGGCCAUGGGCAAAAUUGUUUAGUUGUUGUUCAGUUGUAAUUUCCUGUGGUGUUAACUUAGAAUUUUGUGUGUGAUAAAUGCAAACUUUCAUGAUUGAUGUUGAGCUAAAAUAGCUGAAGUUUGAUAACUUUGCAGAGGAUGUGUUCUUAAAAUUAUUGCUAUUAUUGACUUGAGCACUUAACAUUUCUGAUUGAUCCUUUGACUCCUUC